Molecule: messenger RNA, 1192 nt
Organism: Pomacea canaliculata
Lineage: Eukaryota; Metazoa; Mollusca; Gastropoda; Architaenioglossa; Ampullariidae
Product: doublesex- and mab-3-related transcription factor A2-like
Exons: 2
Coding region: 406-1101 (231 amino acids)
Biological process (GO): regulation of transcription by RNA polymerase II; sex differentiation
Cellular component (GO): nucleus
Molecular function (GO): DNA-binding transcription factor activity, RNA polymerase II-specific; RNA polymerase II cis-regulatory region sequence-specific DNA binding
Source: RefSeq, a predicted model, not a curated record
CGAGCUGGAUGGUGGUAAAGAUUGUUGACUGCGAACGUUCAGUAAGGUUCAUGUGCGACGAUUUCUUAUGCAACUACUUGACUGUGAUUUGUGUGAACACAUCGAUCAAAGGGACAUCUGCCGCUGAGACAUCGUGGACAGGAAAUAUUCAGAAAUAAAAGGCAGUUUGAAAGUAUUUUUGAGAUCGACGCAGUUUUGGCGAGGUUAGGUUGAACCACUCUAACUCCACGUUAGUAAAUCGACAGCCGCAGAUGAGAAACUUCUAGUUCUGUAGCUUUUCUUGGAUCACGUGAUUAAAUGCAGGUGACUGGCCACAAGAGCAGUUUGUUUAUCUUCUGCUUUAAAGUGUGAACGAAAAAGAAAGAAAGAGAAAGCAUCGAAGGAAGGGACGGAACUCUUGUCAGCAUGAGUGUGUCGUCAGACGAGGACAGGGGGCGAUCCUCCUUGCCAGAGAACAACGGCUCGACAAUUUCAGGGGGAGGCGGGUCGCAAAACUCGCUCUUCAUCCGGGCGUCCGACCGGUACCCGCGCACCCCGAAGUGCGCCCGCUGUCGGAACCACGGGGUGGUGUCGGCGCUCAAGGGCCACAAGCGAUAUUGCAGGUGGCGGGACUGUGUGUGCGCCAAGUGCACGCUGAUAGCCGAGCGCCAGAGGGUCAUGGCCGCGCAAGUGGCCCUUCGGCGCCAGCAGGCCCAAGAGGAGAACGAGGCUCGGGAACUGGGCCUUCUGUACGGGCCCAGCGGGCUCCUGCAGGUCAACCCGGAGUGCAUCGACCUGUACCCCGAAGUCCGCGCCUACAUGAAAGCGGCCGGGGCCGGCGUCGCGGACCCUAAUGGUGCCCCGAGUGCGUGCGGCGGUAAUUCCGGUUCUGCACCUAGCGGCAGCGGAGGAGCAGGAUUGGUCAACGGUCACCAUUCUAUCGGGCCUCCCCCGCUCAUUCCUGGAACUCUGAACGGCGGCGGCAACAGCAACACCAUCAUCAACAACAAUAACAACACCCCCAUCAACAACAAUUGCAGCAGCCCUGUGACGUCACCAGCUGCAGAUGACACGUCCCGGAGGAUGCGUCUGAACGGAACCCAGCGAAGCGACCACGACUAGAGCGCGACGACGAUGACGGCGACGACUCCGGAGGUAGCGUAUGCUCGUCCCCACCUCACCAUCACAUCCACCACCAGAACCAGCCCCACAG